Molecule: messenger RNA, 893 nt
Organism: Neoarius graeffei (lesser salmon catfish)
Lineage: Eukaryota; Metazoa; Chordata; Actinopteri; Siluriformes; Ariidae
Gene: lsm1
Product: LSM1, U6 small nuclear RNA associated
Exons: 4
Coding region: 92-493 (133 amino acids)
Biological process (GO): deadenylation-dependent decapping of nuclear-transcribed mRNA
Cellular component (GO): Lsm1-7-Pat1 complex; P-body
Molecular function (GO): RNA cap binding
Source: RefSeq, a predicted model, not a curated record
CCUGUGAUACAAGACUACAUGUUUCAAAUGGUUUAUGAUUUGAUAGGUUUGUUCCGUAAAAAAUAUAAAACUUCAACAAAUGUGAUUAAAAAUGAAUUACAUGCCGGGGACAGCCAGCCUCAUUGAGGACAUUGACAAGAAGCACCUUGUUCUGCUGAGAGAUGGGCGAACGCUGAUCGGGAUCCUCCGGAGCAUAGAUCAGUUCGCUAACCUGGUUCUGCACCAAACAGUGGAACGGAUCCACGUCGGUAAAAAAUUCGGAGACAUCCCUCGAGGGAUCUUCGUGGUCCGAGGGGAGAACGUGGUCCUGCUCGGAGAAGUCGAUCUGGAUAAAGACUGCGAUCAGAUCCUGCAGAGAGUCUCCAUCGAGGAGAUCCUGGAGGAGCAGCGGGUGGAGCAGCAGGCCAAGCAGGAGUCCGAGCGUCUGAAGCUGCAGGCGGUGAAGGAGCGAGGGUUAUCCAUCCCCAGAGCAGACACACUCGACGACUUCUGAAAGAUUUCAUCGUCUCCAGUUUCAGCGUGUUUAUGUUCAGGGGUGAAGAGACGUCACGUUUCAUUCACUCACGACACAAACGUGACUUUUUUUUCUUUCUUUUUAAAGAGAUUGUGUUAAAUAAUGUGAUGUCAUUUCAUUUGUGUUUUGGUUUUUUUUUUUUUUUUGUAAAGCAGUCGCUCCGAAUCGACUGAAGCCGUCCGCCAUCUUUAUGGCAAUGGAUGAUGGACAAAACAAAACCACAUGGAAGCUCAUCAGCCUGCUGGAUUUUAGUUUCUGUGUAACAAGAGAAUAAUAAUGAAACCUUAAACUCGGUCUGUUUCUGUUGUUGUUUGUUGUGUAAAUUCACGCUGUACAACAAUGAAGAUAUUUUCGUUCGAUUAAACCUGUUUUGUACGGC